Molecule: messenger RNA, 1921 nt
Organism: Colius striatus (speckled mousebird)
Lineage: Eukaryota; Metazoa; Chordata; Aves; Coliiformes; Coliidae
Product: albumin
Exons: 15
Coding region: 1-1848 (615 amino acids)
Biological process (GO): transport
Cellular component (GO): blood microparticle; cytoplasm
Source: RefSeq, a predicted model, not a curated record
AUGAAGUGGGUAACAUUAAUUUCGUUUCUUUUCCUCCUAAGUUCUGCCAAGUCUAGGAAUCUGCAAAGAGUUGCUCGAGAUGCAGAGCACAAGAGUGAGAUUGCCCAUCGCUACCAGGAUUUGAAGUCCGAGACAUUUAAGGCAGUUUCCAUGAUCACAUUCGCCCAGUAUCUCCAGAAAUGUUCAUAUGAGGGACUGUCUAAGCUGGUGAAGGAUAUUGAUGAUCUGGCACAGAAGUGUGUGGCCGAUGAGAAUGCUCCUGAAUGCUCAAAACCACUGCCCACCAUUUUCCUGGAUGAAAUCUGCCAAAUGGAAAAGCUCCGUGACUCAUAUGGUGCAAUGGCCGAUUGCUGUAGUAAAGCUGAUCCUGAGAGAAACACGUGUUUCCUGUCAUUUAAAGUUUCCCAACCAGACUUUAUUAAGCCAUAUGAAAGACCAGCUGCUGAUGUGAUAUGCAAGGAGUACCAGGACAACCGGGUGUCACUCCUGGGACAUUUCAUCUAUUCUGUUGCAAGAAGAAACCCCUUCUUGUAUGCUCCAUCAAUCCUCAGCCUGGCUGCUGAUUACGAACAUGCACUUCAGCGGUGUUGUAAAGAGAGUGAUAUCGAUGUUUGCUUGGAUGAAGAGAAAACUGCUAUAAAACAAAAGGCCAAGAAAGUAGACAUGAAGCAUCGGUAUGCUUGUGGAAUCCUCGAGAAGUAUGGAGAAAGAACUUUCAAAGCAAUUAAACUCACUGCUGUGAGCCAGAAAUUUCCCAAUGCUCCAUUAUCUGAAGUUCGUAAAGUUGUAAAUGACAUGAAGGGUAUCUACGAAGAGUGCUGUGCAGGGGACAUGGUAGAGUGCAUGGAUGACAGGGCAGAGCUUAUGACCUACAUAUGCUCUAAACAAGAUGUUUUCUCAAGUAAAAUCAAAGACUGCUGUGAAAGGCCAGUUGUGGAACGAAGCCAGUGCAUUACUGAAGCUGAGUUUGAUGACAAACCUGAAGAUCUUCCUUCACUAGUUGAAAGAUACAUAGAAGAUAAGGAAGUGUGCAAAAGCUUUGAUGCAGACCAUGAUGGAUUCUUGUCAGAGUUUGUUUAUGAAUACUCACGAAGACACCCUGAGUUCUCCAAACAGCUGAUUCUGAGAGUUGCUAAGGGGUAUGAAACACUCCUGGAGAAGUGCUGCAAAACAGACAACCCUGCUGAGUGCUACGCAAAUGCUCAAGAGGAGUUGAACAAACAUAUCCAAGAAACUCAGGAUGUUGUAAAGACAAACUGUGACCUUCUCAGUACCCAUGGCGAGGCAGAGUUCCUUAAAGCGCUUCUGAUCCGCUACACUAAGAAAAUGCCCCAGGUAUCAACAGAUACCUUGCUUGAAAUUGGAAAGAGAAUGACAGGCAUUGGUACCAAGUGCUGCCACCUUCCUGAAAACAAACGCCUGUCAUGUUCUGAGGGAUAUCUGAACAUUGUGAUCCAAGAUAUGUGCAAAAAACAGGAGACCACACCUAUAAAUGAAAAUGUUGCACGCUGCUGCAGUGAGUCUUACUCUUACAGGAGACCAUGUUUCUCUGCCAUGGAAGUAGACACCAGCUACACACCUCCUGCAUUUAACCCUGAGAUGUUCAACUUUGAUGCACAAUUGUGCACUGCUCCUGCUGCUGAUCGGGAAACAGGGCAGCUGAAAUUGCUUAUCAACCUCAUUAAGCGCAAGCCCCAGAUGACAGAAGAACAACUAAAGACAAUUUCUGAUGGUUUCACUGCCAUGGUAGACAAGUGCUGCAAGCAAACAGACAUUGACACGUGCUUCGGGGAAGAGGGUGCAAACCUGAUAGUCCAGAGCAGAGCCACAUUAGGAAUUGGCGUUUAACAUGCGGUUGCCAGUGGAGAAAAUAUGAAGAAACGGUAACUUCUGCCCUUCACCUUUUUUCUUUUGCUAUGGA